AUGUACCCGCUCUGUUGUAUCGACAUUCGAAACUUCCUGAACCAGUUUUACUUCUUCUCCGACGAUCACUUCCAGCAUCCCAAUAUUAUUGACGACACACUUCGCAAGUCGCUGGAUGAGCUUUUGACAGAGAAAGUCUGCAAGUCUCUUGUUGAAAGGCUGAGCUCGCAGUAUCUUGGGCAGAUCGUGCAGAUUCUCAUUAAUCUUGAGCAUUUCGAAGCUGCUUGUCAGGAACUCGAGCAGCUCCUCAUCAGAGCAAGAUCUUCUACAUCGGCCGGUGGUCCUGUCACGCUUGUUGCCACAGAAGAGUUUCGAAACAACAAAAAGACGGCAGAGAAGCGCAUCUUCGAACUCGUGAACUCCAAGAUUGAUGACCUUGUUGACACCGCUGAAUAUGACUGGAUGGCGACCACAACAUCUCCCGAUCCCAGCAGUUACAUGCAAACCAUGACCCGAUACCUCUCCAAUAUUAUGAACUCCACACUUCUUGGCUUGCCAAGAGAGAUCAAGGAACUCAUCUAUUUUGACGCUCUCAGCCAUGCCGCUAACAAGAUUCUCGCGUUGCCGCUGUCCCCUGACGUCAAGCACAUUAACACUAAUGCUGUUGCGGCACUGGCAAAGGAUGUGCAGUACCUCACGGAGUUUGUCGACAGUCUCGAGAAUGGAGCCAUGCUCCGAGAGAACCUGGACGAACUCCAGCAAACCAUCAACCUAAUGCAGUCCGACAACCACGACGAGUUCUUCGAUAUUUCCAUCCGCAACAAGAAAUUUGGUCGCGUCGACGCCUUGAAUGGUCCCAUACUGCUGGAGAAGCUCACUUCCAAUGCUCAAGGUCCCACCCGCAGCGCCCCACUUGCCAACUUCUCUUCGCGAUUCGGUAUGAUGAAGUGA
Molecule: messenger RNA, 891 nt
Organism: Colletotrichum spaethianum
Lineage: Eukaryota; Fungi; Ascomycota; Sordariomycetes; Glomerellales; Glomerellaceae
Product: exocyst complex component sec15
Exons: 5
Coding region: 1-891 (296 amino acids)
Biological process (GO): exocytosis; Golgi to plasma membrane transport; intracellular protein transport
Cellular component (GO): exocyst; membrane
Source: RefSeq, a predicted model, not a curated record